AUGGCAAUUGUAGCAAUAAAAAAUGCUGUAAAAGCAUUUGUAUCUUCUAAAUCAGAUAACGAACAAGAAUCUCCACUAUUAAAUGAGUCAAGAAAUAACAAUAAUAACAAUAUGUAUGGAUCGAAUUCUCGUGAUUUAGAACAACAUAUUAUACAGUCAAGUGAUAAAUCUAUUUCUUCGGAAGAUAAUCAUAAUGCCUCAUUAACACAUAGUAUAUUUAGUUCUGUAGACCCUAGAGUCAUUAGUGAUUUAAUUAUUGGUUUAAGUGAUGGUUUAACUGUUCCUUUUGCUUUAACGGCAGGUUUAUCUUCUCUUGGAGAUUCUAAAUUAGUUAUCACUGGUGGGUUUGCAGAGUUGAUUUCUGGUGCUAUAUCAAUGGGUUUAGGUGGCUAUCUGGGUGCUAAGAGUGAAUUAGAUUAUUAUAAAUCAGAAGUGAAAAUAGAAAGAAAGAAAUUUUUUGAAGAUACAACUAUAGUAAAUCAUGAAGUUGAAGAUAUUUUAUUAAGCAUUAAUCCAAAUUUCAGUGAAGAGACGAUUGUUUCAUUUAUAAAGGAUCUUCAAAAUGAUCCAGAAUUAAUGUUAGAAUUUUUAAUUAAAUAUGGAAGAAAUUUAGAAGAACCUGCUGAAAAUAGACAAUUAAUUAGUGCUGUAACAAUUGGUGGUGGAUAUUUAUUAGGAGGAUUUGUACCUCUAUUCCCAUAUUUUUUCGUAGAUAAUGUAGGCACAGGUGUUCUUUAUUCUACAAUCCUAAUGGCUAUCACAUUAUUUAUAUUUGGUUACUCUAAAGCACAAUUAUCAAUGGGAGAAACUGCUACACCAUAUAAGAAGACAGUCGAAGGUGUAGAGAUGAUGGCAGUUGGUGGUAUCGCAGCAGGUGCAGCUUGGUACUUUGUCAAAUUAUUGGGGUAA
This is a messenger RNA of Maudiozyma saulgeensis, 909 nucleotides long. The record is from the annotation of a GenBank genome assembly. Lineage: Eukaryota; Fungi; Ascomycota; Saccharomycetes; Saccharomycetales; Saccharomycetaceae.